Messenger RNA from Pyrus x bretschneideri (Chinese white pear), 630 nucleotides. RefSeq names its product putative germin-like protein 9-2. Gene Ontology annotation, molecular function: manganese ion binding. The transcript has a single exon. The record is from RefSeq and is a predicted model, not a curated record. Gene Ontology annotation, cellular component: cell wall. Lineage: Eukaryota; Viridiplantae; Streptophyta; Magnoliopsida; Rosales; Rosaceae. The coding region runs from base 1 to 630 and encodes 209 amino acids.
AUGGCUUUGGCUAUGAGAUUGAUUCAAGUACCGAUCAUAUUAGCAUUUUCCUUGGCCAUCUUCGAAAGGGCAUUACUAGCAAGCGAUCCUGACAUUAUUUCAGACUUUAUAGUCCCACCGAAUUACAACGGCACGGUUGAUGGAACGUUCUUCACUUUCACUGGAUUUCGUGGCAUCUUCGAUCAAGCUCCUCAAACCAUUAAGGCAGGAAAGGCAAGCAGAGUUGAGUUCCCCGCUCUCAAUGGCCAAAGUGUGUCGUAUGCAGUCCUUCAGUUUCCUCCUAACUCGCUAUUACCACCUCACACCCGCCCCGACGCAACUGGAUUGUUGUUUCUUCUUGAUGGUACCUUGGAAGUAGGGUUGAUCGACACAAAAAACAAUCUCUAUACGCAAAAGCUUCAAACUGGAGAUCUGUUUGUUUUUCCCAAAGGGUUAGUCCAUUACCAGUACAAUUCGGAUCCUCAGUUGCCAGCCACUGCCAUUGCAGCAUUCGGAAGUGCAAGUGCUAGAGCAGUUACAGUCCUGCCGUCUGUCUUUGGCACCGGAAUCAACAACAUGAUCCUUGCCAAAUCAUUUAAGACAGAUGUUAGUACCAUUGAGAAUAUCAAGACUGGCUUCACUACCCACUAG